UAUUAUGUCAAAUGAUGAGUACCUAGUUAUAAUUAUUUAGUUGAAUGCCUACGAGUCUAUAAAUAAAUUAAUACGAUAUAGGUAUAGAAGUAUAAUGUUACAGGAUAAGUUUUUUAAGUAUUUCCAGUAAACAUCUAGGAAAAUGUAGUUGAAUUAAAUUAUAAAUGUUACAUCAUUUUUUUUAUCGUGUCUUUAUAAGUAUAGAAUAAUAAUCGAUUGUCAAUAGCACUAUUUAUGUAAGGUUAAAAAAAUCCUGGUCUAAUAUUAUUAUGUAAUAUAACGUAAUAACUGAAGUAUUUUACUCUUAUAAUUUAAAAGGCCCAAAUAAAAAAAUUUAAAUUUGUAUAAAUCUUUUAUUCUCCCUGAUAAUGUGUGUCUGUAUGCUCUGUUCAUUAGUAAAAUAUCAUCUAUGGUAAAAAAAAAAAAACAGUAUCUUAAACAUAAACAGAGGUUUAAAUCUAUGUUAUAGUGGCAUAGCCAUUAUUUUACAAACUUUUUAAACAAUGAUCAAUAAUUUAACUAUUUCAAUUAUAAUAAUGUAAUCGUAAAUCAAUAUCAUUCAGUAUUAAUUCUUUAAUUCAAUUUUAAAGUUGUUCAAAGGAGUUAAAAGUUGUCUUAGUAUUUAAUUAAAUAUAGUUGUUUUUAAGAAGAAAAAAAAUGGCCACACCAGGGGAAUUUGACGACAAUUGGGUGGAAGAAAUAUUCGCUAAAUCUGAGUCUGUAAUUUUUCAUAAGAUGCAGAAUAUUAUUGAAAACAUGAAGUGUGUAUUAGAGUUAAAAUCAAAAAUUAAAACUUCUGAAGAACAAGGAAACAAAUUACAAGAAUAUGUAAAGAUGUUAAAAGAUAUGAUUCAUAAAUCAAGUAACUACCACACAUUGAUUUCAAACAUUAAUAGUGCAAUCAAUGAAUUGGAAAAGUCAAUAUUGAAUAUUAAAAAGGAUAUUGCUGUUUUGGAAUUGGAAAAAAAAAUUGAAAUGAAAUCAACUGAAGGAAAUGCAAAAUUAGUGUUGAGUAUGAAAAAAGUAUUAUCAGAAUUAUAUAAUAAAAAUUUUGAUUUGCUGUUACAAAAAGAAAAUAGAUUGCUUGAAUUGAAGAACCAAACAAAAGAAUUUAAUGCCACACAUAAUUUAUCUAAGGAGAAACAGGAACUAGAUUGUUAUAAAAAAGAAUAUGAUAUGCUAAAAGCCAAAAAUAUGCACCUCAAAGAAUUAAUAUCGUUCAGCAUUAAACAACAAAUGUAAAAUGUUUGUCAUUUCAAAUAAUAAAAAUAAAUAGUAUAAAAAAAAAUUCAGA
Molecule: messenger RNA, 1294 nt
Organism: Myzus persicae (green peach aphid)
Lineage: Eukaryota; Metazoa; Arthropoda; Insecta; Hemiptera; Aphididae
Exons: 6
Coding region: 658-1242 (194 amino acids)
Source: RefSeq, a predicted model, not a curated record